Molecule: messenger RNA, 3989 nt
Organism: Hippopotamus amphibius kiboko
Lineage: Eukaryota; Metazoa; Chordata; Mammalia; Artiodactyla; Hippopotamidae
Gene: TOR1AIP1
Product: torsin 1A interacting protein 1
Exons: 12
Coding region: 415-2262 (615 amino acids)
Biological process (GO): nuclear membrane organization
Cellular component (GO): nuclear membrane
Molecular function (GO): ATPase activator activity
Source: RefSeq, a predicted model, not a curated record
CGUACGGGCAACAGUUGCCAGGAGCAGCCGGGCUGAGGACCGGCAAUUUGCCCAGCCAGUUGUCCCUUCUCCGUCGUCCCCUCCUUCCCUCCCCGAAGGCCGAGGACAGCUAGGUCCUCCUCCCUCUUCUCCUCCUCUUUGGUGCCUUCAGCCAGGAGGCGGGAGUGACCCGCGGCAGCUGACCCAGCACUGGCACUGCCUCUUCUACAGCCCUCAGAACACACGAUGGGCCCAGAGGCGGGUUUGCAGCACAGCAGCGACGACGCAGGCGGCAGCCCCGGCGACUCUCAACUGCCUCCCUGACCGCCGACACCAACGCCCAACGCCCCGCGAAGCCAUCGCCACCAACGUCGAGAGACUCUAGGGGACCCCCCCAAACCACCUUCACGAUCGACUCAAGCUACGUCAACAACUAUGGCGGGCGAGGGGCGGCGGGCGGAGCCGGAGAGGGAAGGAUGGGGGCUGUACGUCACGCCCAGGGCUCCGCUACGAGAGGGAAGGCCCCGGCUCGCCCCUCAAAAUGGCGGCGGCACUGACGCGCCUGCGUACGGAACUCCUACGCCGUCGCGCCACGGCCGGCGGGAAGUGAGGUUCUCAGAAGAGCCGCCCGAAGUGUACGGCGACUUCGAGCCCCGGGCGGCCAAAGAAAAGGCCCCGGUGGGAAGACAGAUUCCGCCAGAAGAGUUCCGGCCCGAUUCGGCGAAAGAGGAAGUGAGAGAAAGCUCCUAUUACCUUCGGUCUCGGCAGAGGAGGCAGCCGCGACUCCCGGAAGCCGAGGAGAUGAAGACGCGAAGAGCUACCCGCCUCCAGCAGCAGCACUCAAAACCGCUUCCGCUGCAGCCGUCUCCGGUGACGGCCAGGAGAGGAUUACGGGACUCCCAUUCAUCCGAAGAGGAUGAACCACCUUCACAAACUGAUUUAAGCCAAACCAUCUCAAAGAAAACUAUCAUAACACAAGAGAUUCCAGUGGUGAGUGAAGAUCCUGUAAUCAGCCUGUGUAGACCCCCUCUAAGAAGCUCAAGAUUGGAUUCGGCAUACAAAACAAAUGGAAAUACUAAAAUGAGUGAAUUAGAAACCACCAGUGUACAACAGAAGGUCAUUUUCUCAGAAGAAGGGGAAACUGAGGAAAAUGAUCAAGACAGCUCUGACAGUGAUGUUACUGUUAAGGUCAGAUCCAGGGAUUCUGUUGAGUCUGGAGACCAAACCACCAGAUCAUUAAGUCAAUAUCCAGAAUCACUUUGGCAGUCAUCGCAAAGUCACAACUUCACAGCUUUUGAUAAGCAACCAUUAGUGCUAAGCUCGAGAUACCAAAAAAGUCCUCAGGAGUGGAUUGAACAAGCCACAAGAAUAAGGACUAGGAUGCAAACAUCAUCACCAGGCCAGCGUUCAAUAUAUGGCAGUUUUUCAGAUGAUGACAGUGUUCAGAAAUCAGAGCUUGGAAACCAAUCUCCAUCAACCUCCAGCCAACAAGUGACUGGACAGCCCAAAAGUGCAGCUUCCGUCAGUGUGAAGUGGUGGUGGCCCCUUGUGCUGGUAGCUGCUCUUCUCACUGGCAGUUUUUGGUACACGCAUACUCCUGAAGCAGAAACCACUGCUGUUGCCGUUCAAGAGUUCCAGAACCAGAUGAAACAACUUAUGAAUAAGUACCAAGGUCAAGAUGAGAAGCUGUGGAAAAGGAGCCUAACAUUCCUGGAAAAACAUCUUAAUAGCUCCCAACCUCGGCCUCAGCCUGCUAUCUUGCUUCUCACUGCUGCCCGAGAUGCUGAAGAAGCACUCAAGUGUCUGAGUGAACAGAUUGCUGAUGCCUAUUCUUCCUUCCGUAGCGUUCCUGCAAUCCGGAUUGAUGGGGCAGGCAAAGCUACUCAAGACAGUGAUAUUGUCAAACAAGAGGUAGAUCAGGAACUGAGCAACGGAUUCAGAAAUGGCCAGAAUGCAGCUGUGGUACACCGCUUUGAGUCACUACCUGCAGGCUCUACUUUGAUCUUCUAUAAAUAUUGUGACCAUGAAAAUGCAGCCUUCAAAGAUGUGGCCCUAGUCCUGACUGUCUUGUUGGAGGAGGAGACACUUGAAACCAGCCUAGGCCUAAAGGAAAUUGAAGAAAAAGUGAGGGAUUUCCUCAAAGUCAAGUUCACCAACUCGGACACACCCAGCUCCUACAAACAUAUGGACCCAGACAAGUUGAGUGGGCUCUGGAGCCGUAUUUCUCACUUAGUCCUGCCUGUACAACCUGAAAAUGACCUGAAAAGGGGCAUCUGCUUAUAAGGGGAGACAGAAGAGAAAAUCAUGUCUCAAGUUCUGAGAAUUUUUCAUACUUUCUAACCAGAGACAGGAUUCGUCAGUGUGAAGCAGUGGUUCUUCACUGGUUGAAAGAACUGGUUUCUUUUUAAAGGAGGUUAAGUUCUUAGGUAAACGUGGAACAUCUAAAUCAUUUAUUCAACCUAAUUAUCUGUUAUUUGAGAGAAUCAUUUCCUUGUUUCCAUUGAGAUCUGUGUUAAUGAUAUCUGAGGACUGUAAAUUAUAUGCAGUCCCAUAAAGGAUCUGCUUAGAUUCUGGGUUGAAUCGUUAUUGCUGUGGUAUGACCAGUGAGAGGGAUUAGACUCUUUCCUAUGAAUCCUCCCAAUUUUUUAACUUAGAUUUUUUUUCACAGAGUUUGUUAUUAAUAAGACAGCUCCCUAAAUGCAACUGUGGGUUUUCCCAUUUUGUCCUUUUCUACAUCGUUUAGAUGUGAAUUCCUUAGUCAGCUUCUGCUUAUAGGAACAAAAAUAAUGAAGGGCCGUCGAGUGUGUGUGUGUUUUUGUUUUCCUUUGAUUUUGGAGGGCAGGGAGAAGGAGACAAGAGAAGAGUUGUGGAAUGGGGAAGGAAAGGAGGGAAAGGUCUUCAAGAUGAAAUGUUAAAAAAAGCCACUGAGGGAAUUCCCUGGCAGUCCAGUGGUUAGGACUGUCAAUCCCUGGUUGGGGAAAUAAGAUCCCACAGGCCGCCCCACGUGGCCAAAAAAAAAAAAUCCGCUGAGACUUAGGGUUAGUCAGACAUAGUUGUAUGAACUCCAUUCUCAGUGAAUUCUGUUGGGACUUGCUUUUCAUAUGUCCUUUUUUACCCUUUAAAAAAUGUUUAGUCCUCCCAAAGAUUUUGAAGCAUGUGUAAUGUGAGGUUUAGAAUAUUUGUUCACUUGGCUCUUAAGAAUGGGUAAACUCAGAGCCAUUUAUUUUGGUUAUAUCCUGAAAGUUUUGUUAAGAAACAUAAUUUCAGGAAUUGGUAAACCUUUUGUUCACCAGCUCUCCUGGGAUAUUGAAAAAGGAUUUGAUUUUCUGCAUGUCCACUUGUUGCGUUCUGAGUCCUUUAAUGACACUCUUGUAACAAGUGUAGAGAUUUACAAUGCAUGGGAUAAAUUCUACUGAGUGCCUCAAGCCAAAAAGAAAGUGAAGUUUACCAUAUAUGAAGAAUGUUAAGAUGUGCUACUGUACAUUACUGUGCUACUACAGUAUUUCAGUUUUAACUUUGCAUCACUAACAGCUUUCUCAUCUGUCAACUGCUUUGGUUUUCUUAGAAUCUUAAAAUUCUGGAUCUACCUUAUUUUUUUAUUGUCUACAAACCUGUAAAUGAAAAUAUUGUUUUUAGAAUACUAGAGCCUGUCAGUGGCUUCAUCAUUUACCUUUUGAGGAUCCCAAGACUGGUGGUAGAGUAUGGUCUUGUUUCUUCCCACUAGGACUACCAAUGUGCAUAAAUUUAUACCCCUUAUUGCAAUUUGUUCCUGACUGUCAGAAGUCAGAUAUUCUGAUUUAUAGAGGAUUCUAAAACAAGAGUUUUUGAAAAGACUUAUUUUAUACAUAUAUAUAUUAUAUGGAAAAACAAAUGUUUUUUUAAAUGUUUCAUUGACCAAAAUAAUUUUAAAGUAAUUAAUAUUACUUAUAUCAGGAAAAAUAAUUGUAGCAACUGAUCUGUAAAUGACUUUAAAAGCUAUUUUAGUAAUUUAAAUAAAUUUACUUUCUUGG